UACACUAAAACUUUAUCUGAACAGUGAAGACAUGUUACAUUUGUCAAAUGAUAAAAAGAUAGCAAUUGCUUUAAUAUCUUUGGCUUCUGGUAAAAGUAAUAAAUAUAUUGGCCACAUGUUUUCAGUGUCUAAAUCUGAUGUUGCAAAUAUCAUUCAAAAUAUUUCCACUGCAAUACUGAAGUUGAUGCCCAAACAUAUUCAAGUUCCUAAUGAAAAUUCCACUAAAAAUAUUGUAAAAUCUUUUGAAAAAAGGUGGAGUUUCCCUCAAACAACUGGUGUUCUUGGUAGUGUUCAUAUUCCUAUACAGAAAUCAUGUUUGCCUGAGAAUGCUUCCGAUUAUGUGAAUAGUGUUGGUGGCUUUUCAAUGAUAUUGCAAGGCAUAGUAGAUGCAUCAUAUUUAUUUUGGGAUAUCAAUGUAGGUUGGCCAGGAAGUGUGCCUGAAUCUCGUGUAUUUACUAGUUCAAGUCUUUGGUUGAAAGGUCAGGAACGUACACUUUUACCCGAUUAUCCAAGGAAACUUGGGAAUGUUGAUAUACCAUUAUUCAUCCUUGCUGGUUCCUCAUAUCCACUUUCACACUGGGUUAUGAGGCCUUUUUUAGUAGAAUCUUUGUCAGAGGAUGAAAAGAAAUUCAAUGAAAAAUUUACUUUUGCUUAUAAUGCUUGUGAAAUCGCUUUUAAGAGGCUCAAAGCAAGAUGGAACUGUCUUGUCAAUGGAAAUAUUUGUGCAAUUGAGGAUUUUCCUACUGUUAUCAGUGCAUGCUGUAUACUUCAUAACAUAUGUGAGGAACAAAAAGAAAUUAUAUGUGAUGACUGGAUAAUUAAAGCUGAAACUUAUUAUAAACAACCUAUUCCACAGCUUUGCAACACUGUAAUAGGACCACAAGCUGAAAAUUUUCGACAAGCGAUUAAAGAACAUUUUGUUUCUAGUGAAGGUCAAGCCUAGACUUGUUUAUUUUUAAAUUUGCCAAAUUGUCGGCAAAUUUUUCUGAAUAAGGAAUUUUUGGGAAGAUUACUGUGACCUCCCAUCGGGGCACCCCUGAAUGUGAAACGUCAUCAUCUCUUCAUAAGCUUGACAGUUUAAAUUUUAGAAACACUUUUUAAAAAGAAUUUGAGUCUAAAAAAUUUUGCUUCUUUUUUAAGGUGGAAGGGGCAUCAGAUUUCAAAUCUGCCUAGGGCGGCAUGGAGCUAAAUUCGACUCUGGCUAUAGCAUAGCAUAAAAAUAAUUAUAAUGACCAUUGACGCACACAAGGGAGGGGUCCAGGGGGUCCAGACCCCUCCCAUAGGUCUUGCUUUUUUCCCCCGAUUGAUUAUGAUUCUAUUUAUUUUGUACAUAGAAUAAUUUUAAACAAAGGUCUCAAUACUUUCAGUUGUAAUAUGUGAAAAAAUAAAAUCCUCAUGUUAAAAUAUUUUUUUUAAAUGUUGUGCACUUUUCCUAUAAUGAAUUGUUUGUAAGAAGCAGAAUGGUGAUUAUAAACGAAUACUCUGCAAUAACCAUGUUUUCAGUUUUGUAAUUACAAAUUAAAAUGAGAUUCUAUGAACUUGAAUCCAUUUUUCAAAUAUGAGAAAAAUAAAAGCAUACAUUAGUUUGC
Messenger RNA from Uloborus diversus, 1589 nucleotides. RefSeq lists its product as uncharacterized. The record is from RefSeq and is a predicted model, not a curated record. Lineage: Eukaryota; Metazoa; Arthropoda; Arachnida; Araneae; Uloboridae. The coding region runs from base 32 to 943 and encodes 303 amino acids. The transcript has a single exon.